AUGCCGUUUUCAGUGGAGUUAGAUAGUUUUAAAACCCCAAAGAGGCUUUAUAUGCUAAGGUUCCAGAUUUAUGAUGGUAAGUUUGAUCCGAACUUUCAUGUCGACUUAUAUCUGAAUUCAAUGGCUUUGUAUACCGAGAACGAGCAGUUACUGUGCAAGGUGUUCCUCUCAUCCUUUAGGGAAAUCGCAUCGGAUUGGUUCCACAAGUUGCCGAAAGGAACUGUGAAGAGUUGGAAAGGCUUGGCUGAGAUGUUUGUGGCCAAGUUUGUUACGAAUAAGUUGCAGCCAUUAAGGGUAAACUCCCUGAUGGCUCUGAAAAUUGAUGAGGGUGAAAGCCUCAUGGCAUAUGCCAAAAGGUAUUAUGAGGUGUUCAACCGAAUACCGAGAUGUAACCAGGAGCUGACAGUUGUAUCUUUUAAGAAUAACCUGCAGGAUGCAUGCCCUCUCUGGAAGUCACUGGAAAAAACUCUACCAAAAAGUAUGAAGGAACUUAUGGCUCAGAUUGAAAAAUAUGCCAGAGCAGAAGAGGCUACGCUGGGAACAAAGGCACCAAAGCAAGAGAAGAGAAACGGCUAG
This is a messenger RNA of Camellia sinensis, 576 nucleotides long. RefSeq lists its product as uncharacterized. Lineage: Eukaryota; Viridiplantae; Streptophyta; Magnoliopsida; Ericales; Theaceae. The record is from RefSeq and is a predicted model, not a curated record.